This is a messenger RNA of Amorphotheca resinae ATCC 22711, 1989 nucleotides long. RefSeq lists its product as hypothetical. Gene Ontology annotation, molecular function: RNA helicase activity; mRNA binding; ATP binding. Lineage: Eukaryota; Fungi; Ascomycota; Leotiomycetes; Helotiales; Amorphothecaceae. The record is from RefSeq and is a predicted model, not a curated record. Bases 379 to 1989 code for a protein of 536 amino acids. Gene Ontology annotation, biological process: cytoplasmic stress granule assembly; P-body assembly. The transcript is spliced from 3 exons. Gene Ontology annotation, cellular component: P-body; cytoplasmic stress granule.
CCACGCACAAACAUUCCAGUCUGCCUCUUCCACACCGCACCACAAACGAUUGAUUCCCAUAAUCAACUCUCCUACAACGAACAAGCCAGACGUCUGCCAUACUUCCAGCAGAGUCUCCCCGAUAACGUACCACGAGAUCAAUAUCUGGGGCCCCGAAUCUGCCCCUCCUACUUCCUGCCUGCAGCUCCUGCGCGCCUUCACCAAGCCACACUUGUCCAGAUCUCCCACCUUAUUCCGGAUACCUCGAUGCUAGCUUUGACUUCUUGCUGAGAUUGAUACGAGACUUUACGAAUCGCGGCUCUUACUUUUGCUCUCUACAUACCCAGUCCAACCUCCGUACACAACCUCCUCUCGCGACAGAAGAAACACUGAGUAACGAUGGCCGACGCGCUAGCAAAACAAAUGGAAUCUACCAAGUUGAGUGACAAUGCUACGACAGACAACUGGAAGGCUGGCCUUAACCUUCCCGCUAAAGACACAAGACAGCAGACUGAGGAUGUUACGGCUACCAAAGGCCUCGAAUUUGAGGAUUUUUCGAUCAAGCGAGACCUGUUGAUGGGUAUCUUUGAAGCUGGAUUCGAGAAACCAUCACCUAUUCAAGAGGAGGCAAUCCCUGUUGCGCUUACAGGACGAGACAUACUUGCUCGGGCGAAAAACGGUACUGGAAAGACUGCGGCUUUCGUCAUCCCAGCCCUCGAACGAAUCAAUCCAAAAAGCUCCAAAAUCCAAUGUCUCAUCUUAGUCCCGACCCGAGAAUUGGCUUUACAAACGUCCCAAGUCUGCAAGACGUUGGGUAAACAUCUCGGUAUCAAUGUUAUGGUCACCACUGGCGGUACAACCUUGCGAGACGACAUCGUUCGUCUGUCAGAUCCCGUUCAUAUUAUUGUUGGCACACCAGGAAGAAUCCUCGACCUGGCAGGAAAGAAUGUUGCCGACCUCAGCGAGUGUCCCAUGUUUAUCAUGGACGAAGCUGAUAAACUGCUCUCACCCGAAUUCACACCAGUCAUCGAACAGCUGCUGCAGUUCCACCCUAAAGACCGCCAAGUCAUGCUUUUCAGCGCGACAUUCCCCAUUACCGUCAAGAACUUCUCCGACAAGAACAUGGACAACCCUUAUGAAAUCAACCUCAUGGAUGAGCUUACUCUGCGUGGUAUUACACAAUACUACGCUUUUGUGGAAGAGAAGCAGAAAGUACACUGCCUUAAUACCCUAUUCUCCAAACUCCAAAUCAACCAGUCGAUCAUCUUCUGCAAUUCCACCAACCGCGUUGAGCUUCUUGCCAAGAAAAUUACUGAGUUAGGCUAUUCAUGUUUCUACAGCCACGCUCGCAUGCUUCAAGCAAACCGUAACCGCGUUUUCCAUGAUUUCCGCAAUGGCGUCUGCCGAAAUCUUGUCUGCUCUGACCUCCUCACCCGUGGUAUUGAUAUCCAGGCGGUUAACGUCGUCAUCAACUUUGACUUCCCAAAGAACGCUGAAACCUACCUGCAUCGCAUCGGCAGAUCUGGCCGCUUUGGACAUCUCGGUCUCGCCAUCAACCUCAUCAACUGGGACGAUCGUUUCAAUCUUUACAAUAUCGAGCGCGACCUUGGUACUGAGAUCCAGCCUAUCCCACAAACCAUCGAUAAGAAUCUUUAUGUUUAUGACACCCCUGAGAGCAUUCCCAGACCAAUAUCUAAUUUCCAAUCUAACCGACAACAAGCUGCUCGUGAACAGCAGCAGCAGCAGCAGCAGCAGCCUCAACAGCCUCAGCAGCAAGCUGGCAACCCGCGCUCUGGUGGAGCUGGCACCGGCAGCAAUGGACGUACCAACCAAAUUCAAGGUCAUGGCCAAGGCAGCCAACGACAACCACAAGGUCAACGUCAAGGUCAAGGCUUUGGGCGAGGUAAUGGUAGAUAUGACCAGAAUCGUCGAGGCGGUGGCCAAGGCCAGCGACAGCCCGCCUACGAUGGGCAGAGAGGCGGCCGUGGGCAACCCACGCCGGCUCAAUAG